Cryphonectria parasitica EP155 is the source of this 2641-nucleotide messenger RNA. RefSeq lists its product as uncharacterized. Gene Ontology annotation, molecular function: GTPase activity; GTP binding; molecular adaptor activity. Gene Ontology annotation, cellular component: septin complex; cell division site; septin ring. The coding region runs from base 307 to 1596 and encodes 429 amino acids. The record is from RefSeq and is a predicted model, not a curated record. Gene Ontology annotation, biological process: cytoskeleton-dependent cytokinesis. Lineage: Eukaryota; Fungi; Ascomycota; Sordariomycetes; Diaporthales; Cryphonectriaceae. The transcript has 6 exons.
GCACACCCAUCUUCACAUUACACACUUCAUCUCCACGUCUUCUUCCUUCCCGUGCAAAAUUUCCCACGACCAGACCUUACCUGUCUGUUCAUCUUCGUUGUUAUCACCAGUUACACCUUUUUCUUUCUCUUCCUUCCUUCUUGUUCCUCCCUUUUCGUCACCUUCUACAGACUCCUCAAUCCGACAAGACAAAGACGUCUCACCUGUCUAUCUCCUUAACGCGCGUUGGCCCGAGCUGCGUGUGUCUUCUUCCUGUCACUCGUUCUAUCCUCAUUUUCCGAAACAUAAAUCGGUUGCACAUACACAAUGGCUUCUAACGGCGCCCCUGUCUCCACCCCUCCAGAGCCUCCUACUGCCACAUCUGGCGGCGUGAUUGAGAACAAGAACAUUGUUCGCAGGAAGCUGACUGGAUACGUUGGCUUUGCCAACCUGCCAAACCAAUGGCACCGCAAGAGUGUCCGCAAGGGUUUCAACUUCAACGUGAUGGUUGUUGGCGAGUCGGGUCUUGGAAAGUCUACCCUCGUGAACACGCUUUUCAACACCUCCCUCUACCCACCUAAGGAGCGGAAGGGACCCAGCCUCGAUAUCCUUCCCAAGACUGUGACCAUCCAGUCUAUCAGCGCUGAUAUUGAGGAGGCUGGUGUCCGUCUCCGACUGACGGUCGUUGACACGCCUGGCUUCGGUGACUUUGUCAACAAUGACGAGUCCUGGCGGCCUAUCACGGACAACAUCGAGCAGCGAUUCGAUGCUUACCUGGACGCCGAGAACAAGGUCAACCGCAUGAACAUCGUGGACAACCGCAUCCACGCUUGUGUUUUCUUCAUCCAACCCACGGGCCACUCUUUGAAGCCUCUGGAUAUCGAGGUCAUGAAGCGCCUCCACACCAAGGUCAACCUGAUUCCCGUCAUCGCCAAGUCUGACACCCUGACAGAUGAGGAGGUGACCGCCUUCAAGGCCAGAAUCCUGGCAGAUAUCAAGCACCACAACGUCCAGAUCUUCGAGGGUCCCCGCUACGAGCUCGAUGACGAGGAGACCAUCGCCGAGAACAACGAGAUAAUGUCCAAGGUUCCCUUCGCCGUGGUUGGUGCGACCAACGAGAUCACCAAUGCCGACGGGCGCAAGGUCCGAGGCCGUCAGUACCCUUGGGGCGUCAUUGAGGUCGACAACGAGGAGCACUGUGACUUCGUCAAGCUCCGCCAGAUGUUGAUCCGGACCCACAUGGAGGAGCUCAAGGAGCAUACCAACAACCUCCUCUACGAGAACUACCGCACGGACAAGCUCAUCCAGAUGGGAGUCUCUCAAGACCCCAGCGUCUUCAAGGAGGUCAACCCCGCCGUCAAGCAGGAAGAGGAGCGUGCCCUCCACGAGCAGAAGCUCGCCAAGAUGGAGGCAGAGAUGAAGAUGGUCUUCCAACAGAAGGUGGCUGAGAAGGAGUCCAAGCUCAAGCAGAGCGAGGAAGAGCUGUACGCGCGGCAUCGCGAGAUGAAGGAACAGCUCGACCGCCAGCGGCAGGAACUCGAAGACAAGAAGUCGAGAGUCGAGAGCGGGCGGCCCAUCGAGAAGGAAGGCAAGAGGAAGGGAUUCUCCCUCCGAUAAACAGCCUCUCUCCUACCUUUCCCUCGAAGAUCAUGCCCGCGCACGCCUCAUGCCCUCGCCAAACCAACCCCGCCGAUUUCCAAGUCUUGUCUUUCCGUUUUUUCUUCUUUUUCUCCAGUUUAAUCUCAACCUACUUAAUCGUCGAAAAGUCACACAUGGCUCGACCAACCGGACCAGCCUGCGGGUGGAACCUGGCAACCAGGCGCGUCAUACGAAACGGCAAUGUCGAAAUGUAUCGACAAUCGCUUUGCUGCCGCGACUUAGUUGUCACUGGCAGCUCAGAUCAGGAUCCUUGAACCACUUUUUGCGAUAUACGAUUUGGUUUGGAGCUUUUCCGAGCAAAGGUCCCCUGCAUCCUUCAAAGACGGUCUAGAACACCUUUCCCUCACAUUCGAUCCGGAGUCGACUCGGCAUUCGCGGUUUUCCUGGCGCACGCGUACGGACAGCGCUGGCCUUUAUUUGCUUCUUUUCAUUACUUGUUCAGAGAUAUCUGUCGAGCCGACACUUGAGAAUACGACUUCUUAUAAUUCACGACGGACUUUAGCAUCCCUCCUCGCCGGAAGGACCUAAUUCAUUUUCAAUGGCACCCCACGACCAACCAUUCGGGGGAACUCUUUUCUCAUAUCCCUGGGGGGCGUUGAAUGAAUCCCCAGAGGACUCUAUAGGGGCGCGUAUUUGGAUGCGUGCUGUGUGGUGGAGGGGAGGUGAGCAUUGGUUUGCGGCACCUAGUGACUGGGGAAUAAGACAGGAGGAUGUGUGACCCGGUGGUCGGAUGGGUAGCCCACGAGCAUGGCAGGUGUGGAUGCGUCCGGAUUCUCGAAGUCGGUAUCUCGUUGGAGGAGCUGGGAUCGCAUUGGAAGGCUCUCUACUUACAUACCCCUGCCUCUCAAGCAUGUUUUUUCUCUUUCCCGGCCCGUUCAGUGUCGACUACUACUACUACUACUACUACUACUACUACUACAGUAUUUUCCUUGUUGUCACCCUGCAGCUCUUCUUUUAGUCUAGUGGUUCAGAGUCAGAAAACGAUGGACAUCCAUCACAAACC